AUGGAAAAUUACAACGCGCCUCUGCAGCCUGCCAACGCUGAGGAGGGAUACCCCCGGAACUCCAUCCUAGUAUAUGGACUCAACGUUGGAGGUCCUGAAAUAGCGAUGCUCGUGAGGAAGGAUUUAUUAUUUCACUACGUUUCCUCCGGGACCUUCUUUUCGGUGGUUAUUGGUCUGCUUGUGCCUGCGUGCGGAUAUUAUGGGGCUAAAAACAAUGACCGCAGUCUCAUUGGUAUGUUCUGUGCAUGCGGUUUGUGCGGAGCGAUCUGGGCGGUAUUUCAAAUUAUGUCGGGUGUUGGUUUGGUGGCAUUCCUGAAAGUUGUGGUAGAAUAUUGUGGACCACAUGGCGAGACGAAAAAAUUUAGUUUAUCGUCGGGUCUCGAACAAAAUGCCACCUGA
Perkinsus marinus ATCC 50983 is the source of this 399-nucleotide messenger RNA. RefSeq lists its product as hypothetical. The transcript has 5 exons. Bases 1 to 399 code for a protein of 132 amino acids. NCBI's taxonomy places the organism in Eukaryota, Perkinsozoa, Perkinsida, Perkinsidae. The record is from RefSeq and is a predicted model, not a curated record.